Spinacia oleracea (spinach) is the source of this 3708-nucleotide messenger RNA. RefSeq lists its product as uncharacterized. The transcript has a single exon. Gene Ontology annotation, molecular function: RNA-DNA hybrid ribonuclease activity; nucleic acid binding. Bases 1 to 3708 code for a protein of 1235 amino acids. NCBI's taxonomy places the organism in Eukaryota, Viridiplantae, Streptophyta, Magnoliopsida, Caryophyllales, Amaranthaceae. The record is from RefSeq and is a predicted model, not a curated record.
AUGGCAAAUGCGAAGAUGCUGGACAAUUUUCCAAACAUGCAGGUAUUACAUCUACCUCGUACACACUCUGAUCACGCUCCUAUUAUUGUUUCUUUAUAUAAUGAUUAUUGUACAGGGCCGUUUCCUUUUAGAUGUAAGGAAGUUUGGAUUGAACAUCCAAAAUUUAAAGAAUUUUUUGCAAAAAGUUGGACUAAUGAUAACAAUGACUUCAUUAAGGGUAGGAAAGAUUUUCUAGCUGGUAUUAAAACUUGGAAUACUAAUGUUUUUGGAAAUUUAACUAAUAUUAAGAAGCGUCUUUUAGCCCGUAUUAAUGGGAUCCAGAUUGCCUUAGCUAAACAUCAUUCACAUUUUUUGGUCAGUCUGGAAAAAACUUUGCUAAAAGAUCUUAAUGACAUAUUCAGAAAAGAACGUUUGAUUUGGGCUCAGAAAGCGGGAAUGAAUUGGAGAAAGUAUGGGGAUUUUAACACAAGGUACUUUCACUUAAUGGCAAAAAUCAGGAAAACUAGGGGGGAAAUUUUAGCUUUGAAGGGCGUGGAUGAUCAAUGGGUUACUGAUUCUCAAUCUUUAAAAUUAAUGGCCACUAACUAUUUUAGGAUGAUGUUCCAAACAACCCAUACUCAGAGUAGAAGGUUAGUUAAUUUGGGUAGCAAUAACAGAAUUUCAGAGCAGGAUAGUAUGGCUCUGCUUAGGCCCAUUUCUGAUGUGGAGGUAAAGCUUAACCUUUUCCAAAUGGAUCCAAUUAAAAGCCCAGGGCCGGAUGGAAUACAACCAGUUUUUUUUCAAACCUUUUGGGCUGAAGUUGGGCCAAGUAUAGUUAAGUUUUGUUCUGAAUGUUUUAAUUCAGCUAUCAUCCCAGAAGAUGUUAAUGAUUCCCACAUUACGCUCAUACCAAAGUCAGACCAACCGGAAAGUAUGUCGGAUUUUAGACCAAUAGGUUUGUGUAACACUAUUUACAAGUUGCUCACUAAAAUUAUUACGAGUAGAUUAAGGCCUAUCUUGAAUAAUUUAAUUAGCCCCCUCCAAUCAAGUUUUAUCAAAGGCCGGGGAAUAGAAGAUAAUGUAAUAGUUGUAAAAGAAAUAGCGCAUCAUUUUCAUAAAGCAAGGAAAGGGAAAAAUAUAAUGGCCUUGAAAUUAGAUUUAACAAAAGCCUACGAUAGUUUAGAAUGGAGUUUCAUUAGAGAUACUUUAGUCAGUUAUGAAUUCCCUACUAAAUUUAUUGAUGUGAUCAUGUGUUGCAUUACUACCCCCAAUAUUUCUGUGUUAUGGAAUGGUGAGAUUACAGAGCAGAUUAAACCGUCUAGAGGGAUAAGGCAGGGUGAUCCGUUGUCGUCGUACAUUUUUGUGUUAUGCCUAGAUAGACUAUCAAUGAUGAUUGAAGAGAAAGUAAAUAAAAGAAAUUGGGAUCCUCUAAAGUUAACAAAAUCUAUUUCCAUUUCCCAUGUUUUUUAUGCCGAUGAUGUUUUUUUAUUUGGAUCAGCUACCCAAAAGAACAUGGAGGUAAUUAUGCACACAAUCUCUGAAUUUGGGGCUAUGUCAGGUUUACAAGUUAAUAUGAGAAAGUCCUCCAUUAUAUUUCCAGUCAAAAUGAAUCAUUUAAUCAGGAAUACCAUAGUAGGUUCUUAUGGAUUACGAAUUUCUACUUGUUUUGGGAAGUAUCUAGGGGUGGAUAUUAGACCAAAUAAAUUAAAAAUUAGCAACUAUUUUGGUCUUUUAGAUAAAACUAUGGAGAGAAUAAAGGGAUGGCAAGCUAAGUUGUUAAACAUGGCAGGGAGAUGUACUCUUAUUAAGUCAGUUUUAAACACGUAUCCCCUAUAUAAUAUGCAGACAAAUAUCAUUCCGAGUGGUGUAAUAGAUAAAAUUGAGAAAUCCUGUCGGAAAUUUUUAUGGAAUAAGGUUGAUAGAACUAGAUAUUUGGCUCGUAUUUCUUGGAAUAAAAUCACAAUUCCAAUGGGAUUGGGGGGUCUGGGAAUAAAGAAGUUAAAGGAAUGGAAUAUUGCCUUUAUGGCAAAAUUGGGCUGGAAAGUGCUAACCUCACCGGAAAAACUGUGGGUCCGCAUUUUUAAAGAUAAAUAUUUAAAAAAUGGUUCCUUUUUCGAUUUCAUUGCCAAACCUUCUAACUCCCCAAUUUGGAGGGACAUUUUAAAAGGACGGGACCUUUUGGAAAAAGGGAUAAAGAUAGGAAUCGGAAAUGGGGAAUCCACUUCGCUAUGGUAUCAUCAUUGGGUCGGUGAUAAACCAUUGUAUAAGUUAAUUAAAAAGGAUAUUCCGGAGUCGGUGGGUCAUUUGUUUGUUAGAGAUAUAAUAAAACAAGGACAGUGGAAUCUCCAGAGAGUUGCUCACAUUAUACCAGAUUCUAUUCAAUCUGAUAUUUUAGCAACUCCAUUGGCCAAAGUGUCUCACAGCAACGAUUUCUUUACUUGGUCCAAGUCGGAUGAUGGUAAUUUUUCUAUAAAAUCUGCUUAUUCUCUUAUCUGCAAUUCCUUUUUUGAAGUUUCUGGGAAUUACAACUUCGUUUCAUGGAAAGCCCUUUGGAAAAUCACAGCCCCUUUUAAAUAUAGAAUGUUAUUAUGGAAUUGUGUUCAUGAAAUUUUGCCAGUUGCAGAUACUUUAUCGAAGUACAUGGAGUCAAUUUCUAGAUAUUGUAGUCGUUGCUCCUAUAUUCCUGAAACUCAUCUACACUUAUUUCGUGAUUGUGGUGAUUCAAGCAUUCUUUGGAAUUUCAUUUUUCAACGUAUUACAGUAGCCAAAGAAGUUUGCUUGAAUUCUUUCUUUAAUUUCAAUUGGCAACAAUGGAUGGCCUAUAAUCUUAGUUUAAGCAGGAGUUGGAGAAUGGUUUUCAUUGUGGCUGUGUGGCAUAUUUGGAAGGCACGAAAUAGAGCAGUGUUUGAGUUGAAAAUGAUCAAACCUUUUUCUGUCUAUAAUGCUUUUUAUGUAGAUUAUAGGGAAAAUAUUUUAAUGAUGCAGGGAAAGGUAGCAGGAAACUGGUUGCAGAAGGCUCCAGCGUGGAAACCACCAGCGCCAGGCUUUCUAAAAUUGAACAUAGAUGGUAGCUGGAAAGAGAAAGAUGAAGCAGGAGGUGGUGGUGUGUUUCGAAGCGAGACAGGAAAUUGGUAUAUUGGUUUUGCGAGUAAAUACAAUGCCAUUACACCACUUGCAGCAGAACUUUAUGCGUUGAGGGAAGGCCUUCAAAUGGCAGUCGAGUAUGGAGUGCAAAAACUUGAAGUGGAAACGGAUGCGGAGCUGUUGAUAAAAUUGUUGACAUCAAUGGAAGAUUAUUAUCAUCAUGAAUUGGCUCCGGUUAUCAAAGACGUAGCUUGCCUGAUGACAAGAUUCAGUUCAUUCUCGAUCACCCACCUUCCAAGGUUAUUCAACAAGCUAGCGCAUUGUAUGGGGCAGUAUGCAAUUUCAAUGGCUUUGGGACAUAAAGUGUUCCUUGAUCCGCCACCAUUCACGGAUGUAGUGUAUCAGACUCAGCUUAAGCAGGCCAAGGAUAGUUUAAAGCAGAUGGGUGAGUCUUCUUCAGCAUCUCAACGACGGGAACAAGUAAUCAACUUGGAGAUUCCUCCCCCACCAGAAGAACAGCCCUCCACAACGGUCACAACAGAAAUUAUGUUUGGAACUAUACCUACCAAAGUGACUACUCAUUUGGUGAGUGCAAAGACAGCUUCAGAUGCAAAGCAAGGCCAAUUCUCAAGCGAUAAAGAGUAG